Messenger RNA from Closterium sp. NIES-65, 1515 nucleotides. NCBI's taxonomy places the organism in Eukaryota, Viridiplantae, Streptophyta, Zygnematophyceae, Desmidiales, Closteriaceae. The record is from the annotation of a GenBank genome assembly.
AUGGUGACGUUGAAGCUGACGUCAUCGGCGUUCGACUACCAAGACGGCGAGUACCUCGUGAACAAGGACCUCCCGACGCCGCAGCGCGGCACGCAUCGCCAUCUCAAGGAGCUGCCGUCCGCGUUACAGUACAUGGGUUACAUCUUCUGCGGCGGGUUACAUCUCACGGGCCCGUUCUUCGAGCUCAGACCGUACCUCGACUGGGCCAAAAACCGAGGGGUGUGGUCGCACGAUGCUCGCAAGGCACCCUUCGCGAUCCCGUUGCUCGUCGCACUCGCAUGGGCGACAGCGGCCGGCUUUAUUCACCUCGUCCUGAAGCCGCAGCUCAACUUACCUCUGGUCACCGACCCGAAGCGCUUCUACGCGAUUCCGUACCUCCACCGUUGGGGCCACGUCAUCAUCUCAACGUACGCCGUCCGAUGCAAGAUCUACUAUGUUUGGACGGUUGCCGAGGCGAGCAUGAUCGCGUCGGGAUUAGGGUUCAGCGGUGCGGCGGGGAAUGCGGCGAAAAUCGUGAAGCUCGCUGCGAAGAGCCCUUUGCGAAAGAAUGGAGUGGUAACCAGUGCAAACGACGAAAAUGAAGCUCCUGAAAUCGGCUCGAAAAAAGUUUUCUCCAGCAAAGAUCUCGUUGUCCCCGCUACAAACGGCUUCCUUACCGCGUGCGAGGAGACCAAGGAUGACAUCGCUCUCGCGAAGAUGAACGGGGUGGUAACGGAGCAGGCGAAGGUCGCAGACGUCGCAGAGCCGCGGUUGGUGGCGUCGUGGGAGCGUGCGAAGAACAUCAACAUCGCGGGGGUGGAGCUGGCGAAGGCUUUUAACGCGUACGCCAAGAACUGGAACGUCUCCGUGGGGCUGUGGCUGCGAACAUACAUCUACGAGCGCACGAUCCCAGCGGGGCAGAAGCCGGGCGUGCUGUCGCUACUGCUCACCGUCGGCGUCAGCGCCAUCUGGCAUGGCAUCUACAUUGGUGACUUCAUGUUCGCGUUCAGCGGCGCGUUCCUCAUCAUGGGGUCGCGAGCAUGCCACCAUGCCACCAAUCUUCCAUCUCCGACCCUCUCUCAUUCUCUCCCAUCGUCGCUCACUCCCUUCCUCUCCCAUCCUUCCCCAUCCCCAUCCCUCUCCCCGAUUGCCCCCUCUGGCAUGGCAGUGAUCUACCGCUAUCAGCGCACCAUUCCGGAGUCGCAGUGGCUGUGGGCGACCUUGGUGCAGGCGUUGCACUGCCUCUACUCGUUCGCCGGCCUCAACUAUAUUGCCAUGGGCUUCAUUGUUUUGACAGCAGAGGACACCAUCACAGUGUACCGAGGAUUGAACUUUGUGGGCAAUCUGCUGCCUGUGCUGGUGCUGGGCGGCAACUGGGCACUGCGGAGACUGCACGCGCUGCUCUCGCCGCCCGCCGUCGCUGGUGUUAGCAGCGGUGCUGUGAGCAGCAAAAGAAUCGCAGCUGAAUUGGAGGCGAAGCAGCCGGAGCAGCAGCAGGUGGUGCAGCCUGUGUUGGUGCAUACCAAGGUGGAAUGA